This is a messenger RNA of Arabidopsis thaliana (thale cress), 2354 nucleotides long. Its product is annotated as Plasma-membrane choline transporter family protein. Gene Ontology annotation, cellular component: membrane; plasma membrane. The transcript has 2 exons. Gene Ontology annotation, biological process: transmembrane transport. The coding region runs from base 569 to 1948 and encodes 459 amino acids. The record is from RefSeq and is marked reviewed. Lineage: Eukaryota; Viridiplantae; Streptophyta; Magnoliopsida; Brassicales; Brassicaceae. Gene Ontology annotation, molecular function: transmembrane transporter activity.
AUCGCAGAGGUUUAGUUUAAAGCUGGAGUAAGUCAAAGUAAUGGAAUAAAGUAUGUACUAAAUAUUCGAAAUGAAUUUAAUAAAACAUCAACAAAAUGGUAGAACUUAUUGACAAAGAGUAUGUAUGUAUAUAUACAGAAGAAUGAUGAUUGAUGAAGAUGGUUAAGUGGAACUUGGGAUUCAAGGAACACUCCUGGCAAAUACAACGCAUCUAUGCCUACACCAACAAGCAACGGUCAUGCCUCUCGCAUGCAGAUUCAAGAACCAAGAAUAAUGUCUCCUCUUCCUCCUUCUUCUUCUCCAUUCGCCUUCAAGGUAUUUCUCUCUUUUGAAUCAAGAAUCAGGAAACACCUUGAUCUCUGUAUCUUCUCUCUCUCUGGGUUCUGUUUUGCUUUCUACUUUAUGCUCUCUGUUUUGAUCCUCUCUCGUUGACUUCCAUCACUAUUUCUUGACUCAAGAACAAAACCAAGACCCAGCUUCUCUUUUGUCUCUUCUUGUUUUCUUCAUGGUGCUUUUUACUUGCAUGUUCAUAACGAAUUCACAUUAAUCAGCUUUGAAUAACCUGUUGAUGAGACACCAUUUUGUUUCUUUUUUUUUGCAGGAACAACAAGGUAGACCACCUCCAACAACACAACAAACCAUAGCAGGAAAACUCUUUAGAACUCUUUUCAAGGGUCUUCUCUUCUCACAACUAACCUUAAUCUCACUUUUGGUGAUCGUUCUCACCAUUCGCGGUCUCAUCUCAGCAAGUACACACCAUUUCCACCUCAAGAAAUGGUACCCUCCUUUACUAGCAUCUGUUGCUGUCUCAGGAAUUGCAUCUUUAGCAUGGCAAUGCAUCUUUAUCUACAAUCCAUCAAGAGCAGUCAAAGCAACGUUCUGGCUUAGCCCAAUACUCACCUGCUCGGUAGGAAUCUUGCUUGUUUUGAUUGGCUCAGCGGUAGAUGCAGGUAUAGGUGCAGUGUUUGUCCUUUUCGCCAUUACUCAGUCCCUCUAUGGUUGCUGGAUUACUCCGAGGCUUGAGUACACCGAUAAAAUAUUAUCACUUGCCACAGCAUUUCCACCUGCAAGAACCAGAGAAGUAGUCUGCUUAUCAAUCAUAGUCAGUGUCGUUUACUCUGGUUUCUUGGUGACUGGAAUUGGAGGAGCAACUUCCACUAGAACAAAUCUUGAUAUCUUGUUCAUAUCCGUAAUCAUAAUAAGCUUAGCAUGGACGAUGCAAGUUAUCAAGAAUGUUCAACAAGUUGCGAUUUCACGGGCGAGAUAUGUAAACUUUGCACAUGGAGAAGAUAUGGACGCUUGGAAUGCUUUCCGCAUCACUAUGAAACACUUGACUGGGAGCAUCUGCGUUGGCUCGACGCUUGUUCCAAUCAUCGUAUUCAUAAGAGGAUCAAUAAGAAGUGUUAAUCUAAUGUCAGGGAGCAGCGAUGAGGUCAUGUAUUCAGGUGCUGAUUGCUUCUCUACCAUUGCUAACAAACUCAUUACACUUGGAAACAGAUGGGGCUUUGUACAUGUUGGAACCUAUGAUAAAGGAUUCAUGGAGGCUUCGAGUGAUACCUGGAAGAAGUUCAGAAGCACAACAGGGUUGGAGAAACUGAUUGACUCGGAUCUCACUAGCUCCUUCUGUUUUCUCAGUGCUGUUUCUGUUGGAGCUGUCUCUUCAUUAACUGCUGGGAUAUGGAUGUUGUUAAUACACAAGGACUAUGCCCUGGAAGUGACUCUCUAUGCUUUCAUAAUUGGAUAUUUUGUGGGAAGGGUAGGUUUGGCGUGGCUACAGGCAUGUGUAUUGGCUUACUAUGUAGCUUAUUCUGAAGAUCCUCAGAGCAUGAGAUUUGAUGGAACAAUUCCACAACGUAUUCAGCGUCUUCAAAUGUUAAGUGCUCACCGAGAUAACAGGGAGCUUGAGGUGGGUAGAGACAGAGAAGAAGAUAGUUAUAACAAUUGUUGAGUCAUGAAGGAGUCUCGCUACAUACAUGUAAAGAAAAACAAGGAUUACUACUUUAUUUCUUCAAACUUAUAGAUUCUUCUAUUGAUAGGCAAAAAUCUUAGCUUCAAUGUGUUUAUAUGUAUGCCAAAACUCCAACUAAAGAAAGAAUGCACAUACUUUUUCUCUCAACUUAGCAAUAUGUCCCAUUAUACAGUGGGACUUAAGAUUACUGAAAUUUUCAACACUUAGAAAUCUUGAGUUUUUAGCAUACUACCAAUUUACAGCAAAAAAUAACUAAAUUUGUUCCAUAUGUGACAGAAGUAUACUAGUGAUCAUAAUCACAAUCAUUAUCAACAUUAAGCACAAGUACAUUCUAAUGAUUAACGAAAAAACAAUAAUCUGAAGCAAUAGAAGGAAGAGAAGCUAC